Molecule: messenger RNA, 651 nt
Organism: Peniophora sp. CBMAI 1063
Lineage: Eukaryota; Fungi; Basidiomycota; Agaricomycetes; Russulales; Peniophoraceae
Source: the annotation of a GenBank genome assembly
AUGACGCGCCCUUCGACUGCACACAGUUCGAACUCGUACGAGUCUUCGUCUUCUUCCACUAUUUGCACACCCACAUCCACAUGUGGACCUGGAGCCCGCAAGAUCCAUUUCAACCCACAUUUGGACUGGGACUUCAUCGCUGCAACCGACAGCGAGACCGUCGAUCUCGACCUUCUCCUACCUCAUUAUCGCGCCAAGAACCAACCGCACGCGCAUCGGCUGUCGAUGUACGUUCACAGCCAGCACGGUGAUGUCAAGACCAAAGUGUGUCGCACCUCCCGCGCUGCGCCGUUUUUGCUUUCCGUGCACGCGCCCAGUGGCGCUCCCGUCACGUUGUAUUUGCCCUCCGACUUUGCCGGUACCAUUCGCCUGCCGGAGCGGCCGGCGAAACUUGCGCUGUCUGCGGGUUUCACGAACGCGAUUCAGCCGCGCAUUAGGUUCUCUGGUGCGCCGCGGCGAGAGGACGAUGAGGCGUAUGAUAUGGACGAGGUUGAAAUCUAUGCGCCGGGCCCGGUAACGCUGAGGAUGUGGGACGUUUGCGAGGGCACGCCGGAGCGUGCUGCGCGCGAGACGUGGAGGAAGCUGUGCCGCGCGGCCAGCAAGCGCGAUCUCCAGCGCGCGGGCGAUUGGGACUUCCUCCUCGACGAUUAG